AUGAUGACGUAUGUUAGUUGCUUUUUCUUAGGGGGAUUUAUUUUGAGCAUGAUUGCGGUAGCUUGUAAUCCUUCUCCCUUUUAUGGAUCUUUUGGCCUGGUAGCGGUCGCAGGGUUUGGCUGUGCAGUAGUAGUUGGCUCUGGGGGCACAUUUUUGGCGUUAAUUUUAGUUAUAAUCUAUGUAGGGGCAAUAUUAGUUGUAUUUGUAUACUCGGCGGCGCUUGCCGCCGAUCGGUACCCUGAGAGUUGAGGGAGUGGGGGUGUAGCGGGGCAGGCGGUGGGAUACCUUUUAGGAGUAAUGGUAGCCUCUGGCUUCUUUUGGAAAGAAGAGUAUGGAGUUUUGUGGGGCUUCGGGGGAAGCGUUGAGGAGUUGGCCCCUCAGCGGGGGGAUAUUGGAGGGGUUUCAUGAAUAUACUCGUUAGGAGGCCCACUAUUGGUAAUUAGUGCAGGGGCACUACUUUUAACCCUCUUCGUUGUGUUUGAGGUUACGCGCCUGCUACAUCGAGGGGCGUUUCGAUAA
Messenger RNA from Dicentrarchus labrax (European seabass), 519 nucleotides. The record is from the annotation of a RefSeq genome assembly. Lineage: Eukaryota; Metazoa; Chordata; Actinopteri; Moronidae.